GACUCGAUCUUUCUGAGAAUCAUGAAGGCAGAAAUAGCAAAAAGUGCUUGGGACACUCUUCAAAAGGAGUUUGAAGGUGACAACAGAGUGAAAGACAACAAUCUGCUUACACUAAAAAGGCAAUUUGAAAUGUUAGCCAUGAAAGAGACAGAGACAGUGCAUCAGUACUCAACCAAGUUGAUAGACAUCAUCAACCAAAUCAGACUUCAAGGUGAGGAUUUUCCAGAUAAAAGAGUUAUUGACAAGAUAAUGGUUAGUGUACCAGACAAGUUUGAAUCAAAGAUCUUAGCAAUAGAAGAGUCUAAUGACUUGAAUCAACUUACCAUUAAUGAGCUCAUUAGCAAGCUAAAAGCUUAUGAGCAAAGGUUGUCCAUUAAAGGUGCCGAAGUUCCUGAAGAAGCCCUUCAAGCAAAGGAAAAAGGGAAACAAGCAGUAGAGACACCAAACUCUGCAGAAUAUGAAAAGGAAAAGAUGUUAGAUAACUCAGCUUCCUCGAGCAGCUCUUCAACUUCUGCCAGUUCCUGGUAUAUUGACAGUGGUUGUACAAGCCACAUGGCUCGAGAUGAAAGUAUUUUCUUGGACUUGGACAAAUCAGUGAAAACAAGUGUCAAGCUUGGAAAUGGCACGGUGGUUUUCUCACAAGGAAAGGGAACAACAGUAAUCCCAACAAGGUCAGAUGAUUUUUGCUAUAUUCAUGACUCAUUUGGAAUGGAGGUUGCUAGAGUUAAGAUGGUCCAGAACAGUUUUCUUUUAGAUAUGCAAUCUGUUCAGAAAUGCUUGCAUGCUUUUAAAGUCAAUGAUACACUUCUGUGGCAUAAGAGAUAUGGCCAUUUUAAUGUCAAAGCAUUGAAAUACAUGCAAACUAAUGAAUUGAUCAGAGACUUUCCAGAAGUGCAUGUAACUAAUGAAGUGUGUCAAUGCUGCCAACUUGGAAAAAUGCACCGGCUAUCAUUUCCUAUCAACAAGGCAUUUAGAGCUUGUGAAAAGCUAGAGCUUGUCCAUACAGAUAUUUGUGGUCCCAUGAAAGUUCCUUCUUUGGGCCAAAACAAGUAUUUCAUUCUAUUCAUUGAUGAUUUCACUAGAAUGACAUGGGUUUACUUUUUAAGUAGCAAAGCUCAAGUGUUCUCAAUGUUCAAGAAGUUCAAGGCCUUGGUUGAAAACCAAAGUGGAUGUAGAAUUAAAAAGCUUAGAUCAGACAAUGGUAAAGAAUAUACCUCUGCUGAGUUCAAUAAUUUUUGUGAAGAGGCCGGCAUCCAACACCAACUUACAGUCAGCUAUACUCCACAACAGAAUGAAGUUUCUGAGAGAAAGAACAGGACAGUUAUGGAAAGGGCCAAUUAUGGUAGAUGGUUAUGUAUGAACUUUUCUCACCUCCGAGUCUUGUUUACUGUUUUUAUUCAGGGUUAGAGUGUCUGCUAGAAGUGUUGUUUGCAUUGUACCUCUCCUCAAUUAAUGUAGUUGGUGUGUUUAAUAGUUAGUUGGGAGGUUGAGAUGUCAUACGUAGACUACAAAAUCCAACUAGAAGAAUAUGGUGCAGAUUUGUCUACUCAGCAGCAAACAUGUAAUCAAUGUAUUCCCUCCUU
This is a messenger RNA of Rubroshorea leprosula, 1583 nucleotides long. The record is from the annotation of a GenBank genome assembly. NCBI's taxonomy places the organism in Eukaryota, Viridiplantae, Streptophyta, Magnoliopsida, Malvales, Dipterocarpaceae.